This is a messenger RNA of Canis lupus familiaris (dog), 1830 nucleotides long. Its product is annotated as basic proline-rich protein-like. The transcript has 3 exons. Bases 1 to 1830 code for a protein of 609 amino acids. Lineage: Eukaryota; Metazoa; Chordata; Mammalia; Carnivora; Canidae. The record is from RefSeq and is a predicted model, not a curated record.
AUGACAGAUCCUGACUGGUUGCUCUGGGCUUCCAUCUCUUCCACGGCCCCCUGCGUGCGUCCUCCAGACCUUCCUCACCGGCCUUCAGCCGCGCCUCAGGACGCAGGGUCCCCCAGCGAACUCCAGUGGCUGCACGUACUCACGCCUCGCGGACUGACCGCUCUGGGCGCAGGCCCGGUGCACCCGGGCGGCCGUGGAGCCCUGCGCAACGCCCUGGCGGCCCCGCCCGUCUCAGCCCCCGGCCCGCAACUUGCCCCGGCGCCCCCAGGUGCUCCGCCGCCCCGCCCCCCCCCCGCGCAGGCCACACCCCCGGCGCCCCCAGGUGCUCCGCCGCCCCGCCCCCCGCACUGCAGGCCCCACCCCCCGGCGCCCCCAGCUGCUCCGCCGCCCCGCCUCCACGUGCAGGCCACACCCCCAGCGCCCCCAGGUGCUCGGCCGCCCCGCCCCCCCGCGCAGGCCAUACCCCCGGCGCCCGCACCUCCUCCGCCGCCCCGCCCCUACUGCAGGCCACCCCCCCCCCCCUCCGGCGCCCCCAGGUGCUCGGCCGCCCCGCCCCCACUGCAGGCCACACCCCCGGCGCCCCCAGGUGCUCCGGCGCCCCCAGGUGCUCCGCCGCCCCGCCCCCACGCGCAGGCCACACCCCCGGCGCCCGCACCUGCUCGGCCGCCCCGCCCCCACGCGCAGGCCACCCCCCCGGCGCCCCCAGGUGUUCCGCCGCCCCGCCUCCACGUGCAGGCCACACCCCCGGCGCCCCCAGGUGCUCCGCCGCCCCGCCUCCAUGCGCAGGCCACACCCCCCGGCGCUCGCACCUGCUCCGCCGCCCCGCCCCCACUGCAGGCCACACCCCCGGCGCCCCCAGGUGCUCCGCCGCCCCGCCCCCCCCACGUGCAGGCCACACCCCCCGGCGCUCGCACCUGCUCCGCCGCCCCGCCCCCCCCCGCGCAGGCCACACCCCCGGCGCCCGCACCUGCUCCGCCGCCCCGCCCCGCCUCGCCCCGCAGCCCAGGCCACGGCCUCCCGCGGCUCGGGGUCUCCCCAGCCCCGCCCCUCAGCACGCGCCGCGCCCGGCGCCCCGCCCCGCCCGUCACGUGGCCGCCCCUCCCCCGGCGCGCUCUCGGAUUGGCUCCCCCGGCCGAGGGGGCGGGGCCUAGCGUGCAGCCCGGCCCCGCAGCGCGGCUGCAGUUUUCAAACCUCAACUGCGAGUCGGGCCGCCGGGAGCCGCGGUCGCCGGGAGCCGCCCGCCGGGGAACGGGUCCAGCUGCGGGCCGUGGCGCCGAAGAGGACGAGGGGCGCCGCCACCGCGGAGCGCCGGGCGCCUCGGCGGGCCGGAGCUGGAGGAGCCGUGCGCUGGCCGCCGGCGUGCGGCGGGACGGGAGCCCCUCGGAGGGGCCGCCCGGGAGGAGCGGCUGCGGCCCGAGGGUCAGUGUCCCCCGCCUCGCGCGACCGCGGGCCUGGUCCCGCCGCGCCGUCGGGGCUCGGGCUGCGCACCCGGCCUCCCUGCGUGUCCCCGGAGCCCCGACCCCGGCCGGCGCGGCCCUGCGGCUGCAGCCCUGCCUCGCUGGCUCCCGGGGUCGCGCCCCCCUCCGCGCCGCGUCCGCGCGGUCCUCGGGGCCCGGCCGCGUCCUCGCCGGGGGUGGGCACGGGCCGCUGCCUUCCCCGCGGAGGGUUCGCGCUGGCCUUGCGGGGGAACUCGGGGCCCCGCUCGCGGGCGGUGCUGUGAAGGCGGCGGCAUCGGGGGCAGCCCGGGGCGUGACCUCGGGUCCCGGAUCGGGCCCGCGGCGCGCUCCCCGUGCCCGCGUGUCGCCUCCCUCGCUGGGUCUCCAAGGGUAA